GGACGUUCUAAGGCUGGCAAACUUGUGUUUAUUGAAACUGAAGCGUUCAUAAUCUGAAAGAGAAGCCGUGGCAAGUCUGCAGUAUUAACCGAAGGAUAAGUAAGCCUGUAGUAUAAGACCGAGGAUGCGGCGUGAACCUGGGCCUAUCCAGAUCGUGACCGUCAACAAGGAGGAUCACUCCUUUGACCUGGAUACAGAGGCGCUCAGUCGAAUUCUGUUGGAACCUGAGAUCCGAGAUAAGGAUGUGGUGGUGAUGUCGGUCGCUGGUGCCUUCCGAAAGGGGAAAAGUUUCCUUUUGGAUUUCAUGCUCCGAUACAUGUAUAAGAAGCCAGGGCAGGACUGGCUUGGAGGAGAGAACGAGCCCCUGACAGGGUUCUCCUGGAGAGGAGGCUCAGAGCCGGAGACCACUGGCAUCCAGCUAUGGAGUGAAGUCUUCGUGGUGCAGAAGAAGGAUGGAAGUGAGGUUGCAGUGCUUUUGAUGGAUACACAGGGAGCGUUUGAUUCUCAGUCCACAGUGAAAGAUUGUGCCACCAUCUUUGCCCUCAGCACCAUGACCAGCUCUAUCCAGAUUUAUAACCUGUCGCAGAAUAUUCAGGAAGAUGAUCUACAGCAACUUCAGCUGUUUACCGAGUAUGGCCGACUGGCAAUUGAUGAAAUAUUUCUGAAGCCUUUUCAGUCACUUAUGUUUUUGAUCAGAGACUGGAGUUUCCCUUACGAAUACAAAUACGGUUUUAAGGGAGGAAGUGAUUUCUUGGACAAACGACUGCAGGUGAAGCAGAUUCAGCAUCAGGAGCUUCAGACAGUGAGAGAGCACAUUCGUUCCUGUUUCACCUCCAUUUCCUGUUUUCUCUUACCACACCCUGGCCUGAAGGUGGCAACAAGCCCUGCUUUCACAGGACAGCUGUGUGAUGUGGCUCCAGAGUUUAAGGAAGAGUUGCGUGUACUCAUUCCCAACCUGCUGAAGCCUGACGAACUGGCUGUGAAAGAGAUCAAUGGGAAUAAGGUGACCUGCAGGGGCUUGUUAGAAUACUUCAAGGCAUAUAUCAAGAUAUAUCAGGGAGAAGACCUUCCACACCCUAAAUCCAUGCUAGAGGCUACAGCAGAGGCCAAUAACCUAGCGGCUGUGGCGUCAGCUAAAGACCAGUACUACAAGAAUAUGGAGAAGGUUUGUGGUGGAGAUCUGCCAUAUGUGGCUCCUGACUCACUGGAGGAAAAGCACCAUUUCAUCUUGCAAGAGGCCCUCCAUCUCUUUUCUAGCACUAAGAAGAUGGGUGGGAGGGAUUUCUGUUACCGUUACCAGGAACAGUUGGAAAAAGAGCUGAAGGAGCUGUGGGAGUCUUUCAGCAAGCACAAUGAGUCAAAGAAUGUUUUCAGUGCUUUCCGGACACCUGCUGUGCUUUUUGUCCUGGUUUGCCUCCUAUAUGUGCUGUCUGGAAUCUUGCUGUUCAUUGGCCUGGAAACAAUUUCCUUUGCAUGUGACUGUGUACUUGGUCUGGCCAUGAUUGCUAUGCUGACCUGGGCCUUUAUACGUUACUCUGGCCAAUACAGAGAAGUAGGCACAGCCAUAGACCAGGCAGCUGGAGUCCUACUGGAGCAGGCCACAGAUGUGUUAAACAAGACAAGAGGCCAGGGUCAGAUGGCUGCAGAACAGAAGAAAACAAGAUAGCUUCUCAGGCAAACAAGAAGAUGCCUGAACGAGAUGUAAACUGCACAACGCAACCAAUUAUAUUAUACCAAAUAACGCACAUCUCCAAAUAUAGCACUUAAAUCUCUACUUUUAAUGCAGGUUGACUGAUUUUGUUAAAAUGUCUUAACCAGAUUUUAAAAUAUCAGUACAAGUGUGUGUGUGUGUGUGU
Myxocyprinus asiaticus (Chinese sucker) is the source of this 1856-nucleotide messenger RNA. Its product is annotated as atlastin-3-like. Gene Ontology annotation, biological process: protein homooligomerization; endoplasmic reticulum organization. Lineage: Eukaryota; Metazoa; Chordata; Actinopteri; Cypriniformes; Catostomidae. The transcript is spliced from 14 exons. The record is from RefSeq and is a predicted model, not a curated record. Gene Ontology annotation, molecular function: GTPase activity; GTP binding. Bases 125 to 1666 code for a protein of 513 amino acids.